GCACAAAUACGAAAUGUAAGAACAAACGAUAACGCGGUAAAAUUGAAUGCUAAACAUGAUCGUCGGGUGGGUUCUUACUUCUUAGCUCUCUCGCUAAGUCUCUACACGGAUCAUGAAGUUCAACCAUAAUUGAAUCGUGAAUUUGCAAAACUGCAAGCGUCGGAGAAGAUUCGGAUCAUGGAGGACAAGGGCAAAGGAACGGACAGAUGGAGCGGCGCCGUUGCCAAUCUCACAGAGAUGACCUCCAACCUCGACUUACUCCAGAAGCUUUUACUGAAGAAAGCCGUCUAUGUAGACGACGAGACGUUUGCCAGAGCUUCUUUGUGCUCCGAACAAGCAAGGACGAUCAAGGUUCUUGAACAAAGGGUUGAGACUUUGGAAAGGGAACUUGAUGCUGCUAUCACCGCUGCGGCUCAUGCUCGUUCAGAAAAACGUCAAGCAGAGGCAGCACAAAGAGCUGCUGAAGUACAUGUACAGGAGGUCACUAAAGAGCUAGAGAACACUACAAAGGUAUUUCAACUGCAUAUGGAUGAAUUACGCGCGAAGCAAGAAGAAAUCAACAAACGUGAUAAGGAUAUUAAGCUCUUGGAAGCAAUAAUUCAAACUCUUGGUGGGAGAGAAUAAAGUCUGCAAAUAUGUGAGGUUUAGAUUUUGAUUAUUAGGAUGUUAGUAUUUUUCUUUGUUUUGUGGGUGAAGUUUUAGUGUAAAAUAUUUAUGGAUAGUCUGGUUGAAUCUGAUUAGGAAUUUGGUGUGUAAUAUAUUGUUUUGAACUUAGUGAAUUAACAUUUUUUAGAAAAUGGAUAAAUCAAAUUCAAAUUACAUUUCAUUGGAUGACAAUGUACAAGUUAUUUGCUCCCAGUGCCAACUACUAUGAGAAUAAAAGAAAAUGAGGAUAUGUUUGAUGAA
Messenger RNA from Cucumis melo (muskmelon), 906 nucleotides. RefSeq lists its product as uncharacterized. The transcript has 3 exons. The record is from RefSeq and is a predicted model, not a curated record. Bases 178 to 624 code for a protein of 148 amino acids. Lineage: Eukaryota; Viridiplantae; Streptophyta; Magnoliopsida; Cucurbitales; Cucurbitaceae.